This is a messenger RNA of Purpureocillium takamizusanense, 456 nucleotides long. RefSeq lists its product as uncharacterized. NCBI's taxonomy places the organism in Eukaryota, Fungi, Ascomycota, Sordariomycetes, Hypocreales, Ophiocordycipitaceae. Bases 1 to 456 code for a protein of 151 amino acids. The record is from RefSeq and is a predicted model, not a curated record. The transcript has a single exon.
AUGCAAAUGCAACUGCAACUCGUCCGUCCUUGUCCAUCCAAUCCAUCCACAUCACAUCACCUCACCACCACACCUCACCUCGUCGUCACCGCCGCCCGCCGCUUCUUGCCCAACGUCGUCGCCGUCGCCGCCCACCGCCGCAGGGCCUCGCUUGCUCCUCUGCUCUAUCCACCCCCGCCAUCCGACGACUGCCUUGCCGUUCUCGACCCGGGCGCACGCAACAACCCGUCGCCGGCCUCGGCUCCAGCUGCGACCCUCUCUCAUCCAUCCACCAGAGCUCCCCGCCCGCACGCACGCCCGCCGAGCCGCCGCCGAGUCGCCGACCCAGCCUGGACCGCCAAGGGCACGCGACACUCCACCUGGCCUCCGCCGCAGGCGGCCAGCCGGGCAUAUCUUGACCGCGUCGCAGACUCGCCGUCGCCCGGCACUGACCCGCGGCAGGGCCGGUGCCUCUGA